CUGCCUGUUUUUCCAAAAUUGAGCCACUGGCUGCUGCUCAAGCAAGGCACUUGCAUAGUAAUUCAUGUGUCUCUUCUGAAGAUUUGAGAACAGCAGAACACACAUUGGUUGAUUCUUCAAAACUUAGAAAAAGUAAUGCUAGCGUGGAUCCUCUGAAUUGUUGAGUGAUGCUUACUGAUGGAACUACAAGUACAAACUUCUUGUUUCACCAUUUGCAUGGUUCUAGCAAAGCUGCAAGAUGGUCUUUUGGAGCAUGCUGAUGGCAAUGGACAUUGGGUUUUAACCAUAUGUACUGCUCUAUCUCUUAUCAAUGGAGGAAAAUUAGUUAACCUUCGUGAGAGCUCUGGGAGCAUAUGCAGAAGGCUUCUCCGCAGAUCCUAUCAUCAGAAGAGCAUCUUAUCUGCGGAACAAACUCCAAACAUGAUUAAUUCGAGCUGGCCAAUGAGAAUGUCAGAAGUUUGCAGAGAGAUUAUCCUGGCAAAGAAAGAGCUAUGCAAGUGAGUAUCAAUUAAAUUCAAGACUGGGUCCCCCUGCUGUGACAUUCUUGCUGUUGUUAUUCCGACAGGAAUGCUCACAUGUGAGAUCCAGCUGACCGCAGUUCCCAUUAUGCUAGUUAUUGCUUUUUGUACACCAAAUGACGUAUCACCAUUUUUUUUUGGUAGCAGUUUCACCUUUUACUAUGUGGUUCACAUCCAUGGCUUUUCUUAAUUAUAUUAGAAUCGUUUUUUUUUUCUUUCAAGGAUCCUAUCCUGAAAGAUUUCCGAAGGGCGGCGUUAGUGCUAAACUCCAAGUGCUGAAGGUUCCACUCUAGAUUUGCAGCUAUAUAUCUCGAGGGUAAUUUGCUAAUUAAAAGCCCGUGCUUGUAUCCAUUUUCCAAGGUCAGUGUGCUUGAGGUUUUCAUCGAUAAAUAACUUUUUCAGAGUUUGACGACACAUUUUUAUCCAUGAACUUGACUCCUUGACCGUCCACUUCAAAAAUGGGAUCUGACUUUAUAUAUAUAUAUAAGGAGGGUAUAAUGUUUGUUUUCACAUGGUCUUGCUUGUUUGGUCUUUAAUUAUUAAUUACCCGGAGGGUAUAAUGUCUGUUUUCAUAUGGACUUGCUUGUUUGGUCUUUAAUUAUU
Molecule: messenger RNA, 1121 nt
Organism: Elaeis guineensis (African oil palm)
Lineage: Eukaryota; Viridiplantae; Streptophyta; Magnoliopsida; Arecales; Arecaceae
Source: RefSeq, a predicted model, not a curated record